Tripterygium wilfordii is the source of this 2660-nucleotide messenger RNA. RefSeq names its product dymeclin. The coding region runs from base 263 to 2395 and encodes 710 amino acids. Gene Ontology annotation, cellular component: Golgi apparatus. The record is from RefSeq and is a predicted model, not a curated record. Gene Ontology annotation, biological process: Golgi organization. The transcript is spliced from 18 exons. Lineage: Eukaryota; Viridiplantae; Streptophyta; Magnoliopsida; Celastrales; Celastraceae.
AAGCCAAUCUAAAUCGUAGCAGCAAAGGAAGUCUCCUUCGAUCUGUCUCUCUUUGCUCUAAGCGCUCUCUCCUCCUCCUUCCUUUGAUACCUUCUUUGACGGGCUGAGUCCAAGUCCAGACUCAAUUUAGAUUCGAACGACCAAACAUAUCUCUCUUUCUCUAAUGCCAUUGGUGCCGACUGCGAUCGCGCGAGUCGGUCUGUGAACAGAGUCAAGUCAGCGACGAGUUUCGAGUCCUUUCAGGGAAACAGGAUCGUUUUUUAUGGGGGCCGUGCCGUCGACGCCGCGUCAGGGUACUGCGGGGUCGCAGGAUUCGGCGGAGUACCUUAUUGGCACUUUUGUCGGCAACAAAUCGUUCCCUCUGGGCUCCGAAUUCUGGCAGAAGCUUCUCGAGGUCCCUCUCCAUAUUCGCUGGCCAGCCCACCAAGUGCACGAUGCCUGCCAGCUCUUCGCACAAAAUAACUAUUCUACUAGGCAUCUUGCGAAGAUUUUGAUUCACCUAGCAUGGUGUUUGCAAGAAUCAAUGUCUACUUCUGGUGCUCCAUCUACAGUUUAUAUGAAGGCUGUUAAUGCAGCAUACCUUUCAUCUGUUUUCUUGAAGUACUUAAUUGAACAUGCCCAAGGUGACAACAUUGGAUUAUAUCUAUCCCUUGAUGAAAAUGAACCUGUGCCAAAGAUUUUUACGAGAGGUAUUUUCGAUAAAAGCAUCGAGAAUCUUGUGAUGCAUAGUGUGCUUAGCUUUAUUGGCUCAAUAGAUGUAAGUUCAAACACAUACGUCCUAUUCCAAGAGCUGCUCAACUUCAUGCUUGUUGCAAUGUCAACUCAGCUACUUUCUGGACCAUCUCUGGAACUAAAAGAAGCAAACCUGUUUAUUGAUGCAGCAAUGAUUCAGGAAAGCUCUUUGGUUUGUUUAGUUGUUCGAAAACUUCUACUCAAUUACAUCCUGCAGCCCCAUACCACAAUGAGUGGUUCAUCUAAUUCUAUAUUUUCGGAAGGGAGUCAGAAUGGGGUUUUGCAGAGAGUUGGUUCUGCAGCUGCGACUUUUGUGUUAUUGCCAUUCAAUUAUCUGGUCAGCUCAAGUGGCGAAGUCUCAAAAAAUCCAUUGGCCUACAGCAGUAUUCAUGUGUUACUUGUUCUCAGUUAUUAUCAUAAACAUGUUGAGGGUAACGAGUCUGUAGCAGUUAAAAGCGAUGACAUUGCAGCGUCAGAUCCUUUAUCCAAAGUAAAUACGUAUUUUUCUGCCAACCCUUAUCGCAAGGCGUUGGAAAAUACAAGGGACAUUGAAUUUGAUCGAGCAGAUAUUGAGGGAAAUGCGCACAGUGGACCACUUGUGAGGCUACCUUUUGCUUCCCUGUUUGAUAGUCUUGGCACGUACUUGGCAGAUGAAACUGCUGUCUUAUUGCUAUACACAUUAUUGCAAGGGAACUCGGACUUUUUGGAGUAUGUCUUGGUGCGAACUGAUCUGGAUACAUUGUUGAUGCCCAUUUUGGAGACGUUAUAUAAUGCUUCGAAGAGGACAUCUAAUCAAAUAUACAUGUUGCUGAUCAUACUUCUCAUACUUAGUCAAGAUUCUUCUUUUAAUGCUAGCAUUCACAAGAUGAUACUGCCUAGUAAUCCGUGGUAUAAAGAAACACUUCUUCAUCAGACCUCACUUGGCUCCCUUAUGGUCAUAAUUCUGAUAAGGACUGUGAACUACAACUUAUAUAAAUUGCGGGAUGUGUAUCUCCAUACAACUUGUCUAGCUACUCUGGCAAACAUGGCACCUCAUUUCCACCGCUUGAGUGCACAUGCUUCGCAGAAAUUGGUCAACUUAUUUUUCAUGCUCUCCAGGAAGUAUAACAAACUUGCCGAGUUAGUGGAUGCUAAAAUGCAUACUCCCAAUGGCAACACAGUCGAACAAAAUGGUCUUGCAGAAGAUAUGUCGGCGGAGUUGCAUAUAUAUACUGACUUCCUCAGAAUUGUCCUUGAGAUAAUAAAUGCAAUUUUGACUUAUGCCUUGCCACGAAAUCCCGAGGUUGUGUAUGCAAUAAUGCACAGGCAGGAAAUUUUUCAACCAUUCAGGAAUCACCCUCGCUUCAAUGAGCUACUUGAAAAUAUCUAUACUGUUUUAGAUUUUUUUAAUAGUCGCAUGGAUGCCCAAAAAUUGGAUGGUGAAUGGUCUGUAGAGAAAGUUCAGCAAUUAAUAAAUAAUAAUUGUCGGUCAUGGCGAGGUGAAGGGAUGAAGAUGUUUACUCAAUUACAUUUCUCGUAUGAACAAGAGAGUCAUCCCGAGGAGUUCUUUACUCCUUACGUGUGGCAGUUGGUUCUAUCACGCAGUGGAUUCAAUUUUAAUCCCAGUGCCAUAAACUUGUUCCCAGUUGAUCAGCCGCUUGAAGAACAGGAUGAUCAUGUAUAGGAACACUUGAGCAUUAAACUGGCAUAUAGUUUAGCUUUUGAGUUUUGACCAUUGGCUCUUUUCUCUUCCACUCGUUCCAAUUUUGUGAUGAUGAUGUGUGUACAUAAAAUGGUAGAUAGUUACAAAUGUAUUCUUCUCAUUCUUUCUAUGUGAAUAUGCUUGGGACAGUGGAAACAACUUCGUCUCGGAGAUGAAUAUGCAGUAUCAAUGUAAUAAUGUUAGAACGCCCAGUUUCAUAUUAAUAAUAUUUUUUUUUUGAUCUUGC